Phytophthora nicotianae INRA-310 is the source of this 627-nucleotide messenger RNA. RefSeq lists its product as hypothetical. The transcript has a single exon. Lineage: Eukaryota; Oomycota; Peronosporomycetes; Peronosporales; Peronosporaceae. The record is from RefSeq and is a predicted model, not a curated record. The coding region runs from base 51 to 512 and encodes 153 amino acids.
GCAAGCUGCAGCGCAAAACCUCAUCAUCAAUCAGCGAUCAACGUAACAUUAUGGCUGAAGCGGAGCAAGCCUAUGCCAUCCAUAUCGAUGAUCCCAAGGGCAACAACAAUCUCGGUAUUACGGUGGGCAAGUGGGAGGUUGGUUUCUGCGCUUGCUUCACGCACUGUGUGCCCAACUGCCUCAUGGUCACGUGCUGCCCGUGCGUUUCGCUCGCCCAAAUCUCGGCGCGACUCGGCAUGAUGGAGUACUCGCUGGCGUUGGUGCUCUUCGUCUUGCUCUACGUUUUCACAGGAGGGAUUGGUGCCAUCGCCGGCGCGAUAUGGCUGUGGCAGGCGCGUACCAAGACCCGCGAGCGUUUCCAGAUCCCUGGAAGCUGCUGUGGAGACUAUUGCGCUGCCUUCUGCUGUGGAUGCUGUGCAAUGGCGCAGCUGGCGACGCACAUCAAGAGCUACAAACCCGGAAGCUGUGACUUCCUAUCCCAGGACACGCUACCAGCGUACAACCGCUCGUAAAGCGGGACCUUAUGUCGAGCUUAAAGAAGCUGCAAAUCUGGAGGUGAGCAUAGGGCGAAGAGGACUCCUUACUGUAUAUUGAAAUACGUCAAUGAUCAAUCCAUUUUUCCUCAUC